Messenger RNA from Dermatophagoides pteronyssinus (European house dust mite), 1150 nucleotides. RefSeq names its product putative rRNA-processing protein EBP2. The record is from RefSeq and is a predicted model, not a curated record. NCBI's taxonomy places the organism in Eukaryota, Metazoa, Arthropoda, Arachnida, Sarcoptiformes, Pyroglyphidae. Gene Ontology annotation, biological process: rRNA processing; ribosomal large subunit biogenesis. Gene Ontology annotation, cellular component: nucleolus; nuclear periphery; preribosome, large subunit precursor.
AAUGUCAUCUCAUCUAUUAAUGGCCGCAUUAGAAUCGUUCCAAAACACGUGUUUCAAUUUGUUUCGAAAUCACCAAUCUCGAUCAAAAUGCCAAAAAAUAAAUUGAUUUUGGAGAAAAUUAUUGCUCCAACAGCAGAAAGUGAUGAUGAUAAUGAUGAUGAACAAGAUAAUGGUGUCAAUAAUUUUAAUGAUGAAUAUUCAGACGAUUCUGAUGCCGAAUUGGCAAAAGAUUUUGCUAUGGGUAAACUUAAACCAGGUUUAUAUGGUAUGGUUCCAUUCAAAAGAACUGCUGAACAAAUAAAUGACAAAGAAGGUUUGAACAAAAAAUUAAAGGAUAUCAAAAUAUUUGAAGAUAAUUGGCUAGAACGAUUGGAUUUAAUAAGUGAACCGGCCAUAAUUACACCGGAAUUAUUACAUCAAUAUGGUGAUCUUGAUCUAAAAGUAAAUCGUAAAGGUGAAAUAUCCGGCGAAGAACUUGAUGAUCCGGCACAAAAUGAUUUCAAACGUGAAAUGUUAUUCUAUCGUCAAGCUCAAACAACCGUAAUGGAUGGAUUACGACGAUUUCAUAAUCAAUAUAACAUUAAAAAUACUUCUCGACCAGAUGAUUAUUUUGCUGAAAUGCUUAAAAGUGAUGAACAUAUGAAAAAAGUUCAUCAAAAGCUUGAAACACGACAAACAUCAUUGGAAGCAUCAGAUAAAGCAAAACGACAACGAGAGCUGAAAAAAUAUGGUAAAAAAGUUCAACAAGAAAUUCAAUUGAAACGACAGCAAGAAAAACGAGAAUUGUUGGAAAAAAUUCAACGCUAUAAAAAAGGCAAAUUAGAUUCAUUGGAUUUUCUUGAUAAACAAGAUAGUAGUGGACCAUCAACAUCGAAUAAACAACAAAUGAAUAGUAAAAAUGUUAAGAAAAAUGGCAACGCUAAAGUAACAAAAAAACAACGAUAUAAAGAAACAAAAUAUGGUUAUGGUGGCCGAAAAAAACGUUCGAAAUAUAAUUCAUCACAAUCGGCAGCAGAUAUGUCGACAUUUUCUGCCCGUAAACAUGGCCGACCAAAAGCCAAAGGAAAUCGACCUGGAAAAUCACGACGACAAAAAAUGAAAAAUAAAUGAAAACAAUCGACGAUAAUGAUUUGAGAAUUUAAAAAUUGUA